UUCGGCAAAACUUUCAGUCCGCGAUUAGGUGCGACACAAAACGGUUGCUUUUAAAAUUGCCUCCAGUGCGGCGCAUAGCUACUCUACUCUAGCUUUACUAAAGCAAACCAAACCCUACAUUGUUCCUCAUUGCAUUUGAACUUAAGUACCUAUACCUAACCUAUGUACAUCCAAUUUCAUAUCAUCACCGAGACAAGAUAGGUACGAGUAAUUCUAUCUGCUGUUCAAAACAUAAAGUAUCUAAAUCUAAAUUGAACGCGACACUGACGAGAGAGGCCAAUAAUUUCACUCUGUUGUCUAUUCACGGGGAAUCUUUCCUUUGCGGAUUUCGGUUUUAAUGUAAAACGGAUGUAAGAAUUUGAAUUGAAUAUCGAAUAGUUUGGAUUCCGAUCGAUUUAAUUUUUGAGCGUUUGUCUUUCUGUCUAUUGUGAACCUGUCCACGCAGCGUCUCGUUCGUCUUCGCAGGACUGUCCAUGGAAAAGUGAUCGUGGCUCUGGCCGAUCAAGAAAAUUAGUUUUUUAAUUUCCGAUCGGAAUUUCCAAUAGAACGCGAUAAAGGAGCGGAAUUUAAGUGAUGAUCGUUUGAAGACAGGAUCCUAGAUUGAAUUAACGAAAUCAAGUUACGAUCAUUUCCCCGAGAACCUAAAUUAACCUGAGUGAAUGAAAACUUAAACUUAUUGUUAUAAAUUCGAGAUCGAAAGUGAAUUUAAGUAAAUUUGUUUUUAUUUCGCUUUUUAAAUUCGCUAAGAUUGGAAUAUCGAAUAACUUCGAGUAGGAAUUAAUUGAACAUCACUGAACACACUUGUUGCAUUUAACGAUAUAUUUUCAAAUUUUGAAAUAUGGAGAAGAAGACAAUGGACAAAAAGCCAUUGCAAUGGCAAAAAAUGAAUUGGAAGGAAAAAUUAAGUCAUAUAUGGAACAACAUUACAGUGGAACCAAUGUUGGCUUGUUACAUUAUGCCAAGUGUUUUAGCUGGUUUAGCAACACAAAAUCUUAAUUUAGAAAAAGCCUGUAGAGUAAAUAUGGCAUAUGGAGAUGAAGUUUGUGAUGCUUUAACUCGGCGAGAAACUCAAAAUUACACAAUCGAAGAAGCAACCGUCCAACAACUAGUGGCCAAAAUGGCUGCAUGGAAAACGGUGAUACAAAGUCUGCUACCAUGCCUGCUAAUAUUGUUUUGGGGCUCGUGGAGCGACCGCCAUGGCAGACGAAAACCAUGUAUGCUGAUACCUGUAAUUGGUGAAUUUAUGGGUGCCAUUGGUCUUAUUUUGUGCACAUAUUUCGAGAACGUUCCCAUGGAAGUGGCUGGCAUUACUGAAGCCCUCUUUCCGGGUCUCACAGGUGGUUGGUUUACAAUGAUGAUGGGCGUCUUUAGUUACAUAGCUGAUAUAACAACCGAAGAAGAACGAACCUUGAGAAUAGGCAUAUUGAAUGUAUGCUUUUCGUUAGGUGUACCUUUUGGAAUGGCAUUUAGUGGAAUUUUACUGAAGAAAAUCGGAUUCUAUGGCGUCUUUACUACAUCAGCUACAUUAUAUCUGCUUUCGUUCCUUUAUGGAUGCUUCAUAUUAAAAGAACCAAAACGAAAGACCAAGGACGAAUUGCAGAAAACAACACAAAGCAAUAUACUUACGGACUUCUUUGAUAAGAAACAUGUUGUCGAGACAUUUCGAGUUGCUUUCAAAAAAGGCGAAAAUCAACGUCGUCUUCGCGUUAUCAUGUUGAUGAUUGUUGUUAUGGUUGUCAUUGGUCCAAUGCAUGGUGAAAUGUCAGUUCUAUAUCUGUUCGCCAGGUUCCGUUUCAACUGGAGCGAGGUUGAAUUCAGCUUAUUCUCCACAUACGCCAUGUUAACUGGUCUUGUAGGAGUUCUAUUCUGUGUUGGAGUCCUCUCGCAUUUACUCAAAGUUGACGAUGCUUUGGUCGGUGUUCUGUCCAGUAUGUCAAAGAUCCUCUCCAGCAUUGUUUAUGCAUUUGCAGUCCAACCAUGGCACAUGUACGUCGCAUCCGUUGUGGAAAUAUUUAAUGGGACGUCUUUUAUUGCGAUGCGUUCCAUUGCCACCAAAUUGGUCAACAAGGAUGAACUGGGCAAAGUGAAUUCGUUGUUCGGUGUGGCGGAGGCACUUAUGCCGCUUGUCUAUGGGCCAAUGUACACAACUUUGUAUGCUGCCACAUUGAAGACGAUGCCCGGGGCAUUUUUCCUGCUUGGAGGAGCAUUAACAACGCCGGCUGUAAUAAUUUUCUUCUGGAUGUACAAUGUCAAUCGACGAGACCGGCUACGGAACUCGAUUAAAGAAGAGAAAAAUGAAAAAUCUAUUCAAGACCUUACAGCCAAACAUACAAAUGGAAGUCUUGUGGGGGCAAAUGCUGCCAUUACCCUUGGUGUGAAAGAUGAAUCUGCAAAAAUGAAUGGCCUUUCUCUUAUGGGAGCUGGAAAAUUCACAAAAUUGCCUCAGGAUGGAAAUGAUACCAAGAAGACUGACCCUCUGCGCGAUAAUGAUCAAAAACCAUCUUCUCAAAAUGGAGGUAUUGAUAAUAAGGCAUUCGAAUCUGAUACUACCACAACUCCAACCAGUGACGGAACACGCUCCGGCGGCGCCGACGACGAAAAGGCAACACCGAAGAAGGACAAUUCUGAAGAUGACAACUCAGGCUCAGAGUGUAAGAUUCUUCAGGAGACUAUAGCUAUUGUUAAGGAAUUGCCAACAUUGAACGUUGAACAUUGCAAGCUGUGAUACAAUUUUAAUUAAUUAAAGAAAAUAAUUAUUAGCACUGUUUUAAUCAAAUUAUUUUAAUUUUACUUUUUUGCGAUUAUUUGUAAUUAUUUUUGUUUUUUAUUUUAUUGUCAUUCCUAGGUUUUUAUUUUUAUUUUGUUGUAUACAAUUUAUAAUUUUUUUUCUUUAAUGUUUUGCCUUAUUUUGUAAAAUAUUUGAAUGCAUUGUAUUUUUUUAGGUUUAAGAUAUUGAGUAUUAAAUAUAAAUACAAAAAAUUA
This is a messenger RNA of Eupeodes corollae, 2982 nucleotides long. Its product is annotated as tetracycline resistance protein, class A. Gene Ontology annotation, biological process: transmembrane transport. NCBI's taxonomy places the organism in Eukaryota, Metazoa, Arthropoda, Insecta, Diptera, Syrphidae. The record is from RefSeq and is a predicted model, not a curated record. The transcript has 7 exons. Bases 839 to 2725 code for a protein of 628 amino acids. Gene Ontology annotation, molecular function: transmembrane transporter activity. Gene Ontology annotation, cellular component: membrane.